This is a messenger RNA of Varroa destructor (honeybee mite), 3218 nucleotides long. RefSeq lists its product as uncharacterized. The record is from RefSeq and is a predicted model, not a curated record. Lineage: Eukaryota; Metazoa; Arthropoda; Arachnida; Mesostigmata; Varroidae.
ACUUUCACUAAAUUGUGGUGUAGAAGUUCUUUGUUACAUUUCUAACUUGGAUUUAGAAAAAAAGUGAACAAGUGGAACCAAAACGAAUAACGUUAACUUAAACAGAAGUUAGCCUCUUUCAUUUUUGCAGCAUGUCUGCUAAUAGUCCAAGUCCGUCCAAUCACAGUUGAAGCCAUUAUGGAACAGUAAACGGACAGCAAGAAAGAAAUAGCAACCCAGAUUUGAAAACACUGGCGAACUUCAUUGUCACCAUAUCGUCUGCUUAAGAUAGUUUGUGAAGUCAGCUCAGUUUAAUUCAGAUAAACCGGUAUUGGGAGACGCCCAUUUGUGAAAAGGUUGGACGAUCCAAGCGUAAAGGACUAACCCAGAAUUCGUUGGCGAAGUUCAUGUAUCAGUCCACAGAACAAAACAAUGGCGACGAUCGCAAUCCCAAAGCAUCGCCAUUACGUUACGAUUUCGCAACUCAGAGCUCGGCAACCAUUACCGCAGCUUUACAGCGACCUGAAAGAAACCCUGAGUCCCUUUGCCGUUGUGUGCCGUGCGGUCAAUGCUUCUACACAUCAAAGGAAGCCACUGACCACUUUGAAUCUAUACAGCACCUCCGCGAGAUGCAAACCCGACAAGUUAUUGUCGCCAGUCAACCUUCAGCUGCAAUUAAAAGAUCAAUAAAGCCGUUCUGUUCAUCACCGUUUCCUAAACCGGAAGACUCUGCUGAAGAUGAAGCGAUGUUCGCGCUGAAAAUGCGGCACACAUACAUGGUAUCGUCACGGGAAAACGAAGCGCCAUUUAACGGUGGCAUCGCUGGCCAGGGAACGGGAAAAGCUAUCGAGCCCGCCAGAGACAAACGGGCGCCUCGCACGAAAAUCGAUCAGCACGUGCGCAUGAGAAAACUCCGACCAAGACAGACCCUUUGCUCGAAUUGUCAAAGCAGGUGCGAGGAUGCAUCAACUGGAGCUACAACCACAACGAGUCGGGGCUCAGCAAAAAAAAACACAGCGCCUCUUGUAUCCGUUGUUCGGGGAACUAGAGAAAGUCAUCGAGCACCUCCUCUCGAAGCUCCUCAGGGUAGCGGCGGUAAAAGCGGAGGUGAGCCUCCCCAUCCGUCUGUGCCCACACAAACUUCCCCCUCUCCAUGGACAGAGGAAACACCUCCACAGGCUGACGUCUACGGGUCCGUGGCAGAAGACCCUCUGAUUAAAGAGGAGCUCCCGAGUAGUGCUCAGAUGCCAGAGUCUGAAGAACCGGCGCGACGCCAACAACAACGACCGCUGUUACCGCCUGAUCAUGACCGGCGGGAACGGGAACGGGAACGAGAGCAAAUAACCACUGCGGCGCAACCUGUUAUGACUUCACGUAAAAAGCGAUCUUCAUUGAUAACGCUAACAUCGAAGGCAGGUGAUGAGCGGAGAACCACUCGGGCUGAGGUGAAAGCCCAGCAGCAGCAACAAAUUCAAACAGAGCAUCAUCACCUGGCUCUUCCUCAACAAAGCCCUGUGAUAAAGAUCUCGUUUAAUAACCCCCAGGGCAAAGGGACAAUUGUCAAAAUUCCUGCUAAGGUUGCAGUAGCCGACUAUGAGGAGACGACUUCAGAUGAUGAGGAAAAAGAAGAUUUUGCUGCGGUUCCUGAAGCUGGUUCAGUUACCGGUCCGUAUGCAGGUAUUUCCCAAGAAACAGAACGCUCCGCAGGAGGUAAACCUAAACGACGUAAACGUGAGACCACCGCUGAGGCAAUAGGAGAGAACAUGGAAAAUCAGCCAGCAGCUGUACAAACGUCUGUUAGGCACCAUAAGCAUAAGGCUGGAAAACACAAGAGGAAAAGACAUAAAGAGUCCGGAGGAACGGAAAACACAGGGGACAGUGAUGGAGAAUCGGUUCCUAACUUCCCACAAGCAGCGGUUGGGGGAGGUGAGACAAAUAAUGGAGAGGAAUUUGCGGUGGCUGCGGCCGAUGAGCCGCUCCGAAAUGGUGACGUCGUAUGGGGAAAGGUCAUGGGAUUUCCAUGGUGGCCAGGACGAAUCUUGUCAAUAGGAGCAGAAGAUGAAACCUCGUCGGCAAAUGAUUCUGACAUGGCUCUGCUAAAUGGGGAAGCACAUGUUGCGUGGUUCGGGUCUUCCACGUCAUCGAGAAUCCUGACCUCCAGCCUGGCUCCGUUUUUGCGUGACUUUAAACUGAGAUAUAACCGCAGGAAAAGGGGACCGUACAAAGAAGCAAUACGACAGGCAACUCAGGAAGCUAAAGCUAAAACCAGAACGGGAUAGGUGCACGCGCUUUGCAGUAGUAUGCGGCAGAUUAACGCCUGACUUAGUAGAGACUAUCACAUAGCCAAUUCUCAGAGCAGCAAUGUCCGUUAGAGUGAUUUAGUGACGGCUAUCUGUGCCGCUCUUCUAAAAACGCACUUAGCCUGAGAAAAUUACUCGUGGAGUGAUUUUAAGUUAGAGAGUUUGUACAAUAUUAAUCCCACAGUUGCUUUUAAUAUCGGCAGGAUCUUAACGCCAAAUCCACUGAUUAUAACAGUGAUAGCUCAGUCACAUACGGUAGCAAAAAAACAAACUAAUAAAAUAAGAAACAACAACGAGAAGUACUGCCGUUAAUGGCUUCCCUUGCUAGUCACUAGAACGUCAACCACUUGCGCAUUUAGCACAUAAAGAAAACAAGAACGAAACCGCAUCAAGAACCAUAAAGCGAAAAGAGCAUCUCCUACAAUAUAAAAAAAAAUAGAAACUGAAUCAAAAGCGUACACUACGGGCGCAGGCUUACACGAAUGGAAGAGCGACACGGGCAAACGAAAGCGUGUUCAUAGACGAUUAGGGCAUGACAUAAGAAGUUUAUGGUUGCACAGCGAGUUGUGGGUCACUAAGGAUAAUAUUAUCGUAUACAAUUAACUAGGGCAUUAUAAUCGGAGGUGAUCGCACUAGUUAUUAUUACGAGGCGUAGCCAUGUAAGACACCUACGAUUUUGUUAUUAUUGCCAUAACUUACACUACGUUGCAUUAUUGUAGCAGUUAUCGAUGUGUAAGUCUUUGCUUGGCAAUCUAGGACCCUGCCCAUUUGAUAUGCGGGGAAUAUCGAAGAAAGUGAGUACUACUAAUGUUGUGAAUCUGUUACGUUUGUUUAGGAUUCUUUGUUUAAUUUUGCUUGCGGGCUAUCAAACUCACGGAAGGAAAGGGGCAAUCGAAUUGUUAGAGUUCGCGUUGUCUUUUAUUUUUAUUAUAAUAUUAU